AUGCAGACGGCCGUUGCGCCUUCUUGGAGUCUUCUGCGCUACCUUCGAUCUCAAUCAAACUCGAUCUUCACAAACUCCAGUUCCUUCGCAACAUGUGCUCGAACGCCGUGUCGAGCCCUAUCCACCACCUCCCGCCACAAGCGUCUCUCCUCAACUGAGGAUAUAUGGCAUCCUGUCCGCGAACCAUGCAAAGCUCUUCCUCCCUCAAGAUCCUGUCCCCCGAACAUUGCACAGUCUCGUAGCGCCAGCACCGAAAGUCAUAAGCAAAGCUUUUGGCGACGGUGGCUCCGUCAAAGGGCCGCUGCAUCCCGUUCAAAAGCGCCACGAGAUUCUUCGAUACCAUCCUCAUCCUACGGGUACGACGAGACUUCGGCGCAACUCUUCAAUCUCUCUCGUGCCCUUUCUCGCAACACCAGCGGCGCAGAAUUGAAGCUCCGUUGUACCGAGUUUGACGCCAAUGGCUCCGUCACAAUGGUAUCAGGCGAGUUCAAGAAAUCGGAACUUAUCGCCAAGUAUGGACUGCUGCCUCGAGACCUUCGAAAGAUCGACUCCUCCGUCCUUCCCCAUAUCCUCGUCCGUCCUUCGGCCAUCCUGAUUAAUCUCCUCCAUCUUCGAGUCCUUAUACAGUCUGACAGAGUUCUGGUUUUCGACGCUUUUGGAAGCACUGACUCUUACACUCAGUCUCUGUUCAUGUAUGAUCUGGAAGGGAAACUUCGACAAAAGGCGGACCCUAGGAAUGGCUCUUACAACCUACCAUACGAGCUGAGAGCUCUUGAAGCAGUUCUUAUUUCUGUCACCUCGGGCCUGGAAGCAGAAUUUGCAUUGGUUCGCGAUCCAGUCACACAUAUCUUACGAGAACUCGAAGAAGACAUUGACAGAGACAAACUACGACACUUGUUGAUACACUCCAAGAAACUCGGAACAUUUGAGCAGAAGGCAAGACUGGUUCGAGAUGCCAUCGACGACCUCCUCGAAGCAGAUGAUGACCUAUCUGCCAUGUAUCUGACCGAGCGGAAGGCUACGGGCAAGCCCCGCGCUGAAAACGACCAUCAAGAAGUUGAAAUGCUCCUCGAGUCUUACCACAAGAUCUGUGAUGAAAUCGUCGAAAUAUCAGGUAAUCUAAUCAGCAAUAUCCGCAACACGGAAGAAGUGGUCCGAGCUAUUUUGGAUGCCAAUCGCAACCAGCUCAUGUUGCUCGAGCUCAAGUUUAGCAUUGGGACACUCGGACUUGCUGGCGGGACACUCAUUGCUGGCCUCUAUGGCAUGAACUUGAAGAACUUCAUCGAAGAAUCAGACUGGGCUUUUGGUGGAGUCAGCGUUGUGUGCUUCGGUCUGUCAUGGUUGAUCUGCAUCUAUGGCAUGCGGAAGUUGCACAAAGUGCAGAAAGUGCGUAUGUGGGGCGAAGGGCUUGACCACAGCAUGGGCUUCCGUGGUGGCAAGAUCGGGGGUCGAGGGAAUUGGCGCAAUGAAGCAGUGGAGAGCCAGGCGCAUAAAAUUGGUCGGUUGAAAGCAGGAGGAAGUGCUCAGACCGGCCGUGUGCUUUGGCCUGGUAUGGACGGGUUGGGAAUGCAUAAACUCAACAAUGCCAACAACGAUGACCAGCAGCAGCAGCAACAGCGGAAGGGAAUCUUUGGCAGCAACACAAACGCCAACGCAGACGCGGAUGCUGGGGCGAAUGCACCCGGCAUGACGAUUCACGAAGACGUCGAUAACGUUGAGGCCAAGAUGAAGGCUGAUGCGAGGACGGAGAAAGGUCUGAUGACCAAGGAGCAGAUGAAGGCACAAAAGAGGAAGUGA
Fonsecaea pedrosoi CBS 271.37 is the source of this 1797-nucleotide messenger RNA. RefSeq lists its product as uncharacterized. Gene Ontology annotation, cellular component: mitochondrial inner membrane. The transcript has a single exon. Gene Ontology annotation, molecular function: magnesium ion transmembrane transporter activity. The coding region runs from base 1 to 1797 and encodes 598 amino acids. NCBI's taxonomy places the organism in Eukaryota, Fungi, Ascomycota, Eurotiomycetes, Chaetothyriales, Herpotrichiellaceae. The record is from RefSeq and is a predicted model, not a curated record. Gene Ontology annotation, biological process: mitochondrial magnesium ion transmembrane transport.